AUGACAUCUCAAGGGGACCCAUCGACCAUCGACGUCGACCCAGUCGAACUACCAAAUGGCAAACGACGCUGGCGCCGAAACAGAGUCGCCUGCGACUCAUGCCACACCCGCCGAGUCCGAUGCGACCGCGCCUUCCCGUGCUCGCGCUGUCUACGCAGCGACAUAAACUGCGAAUUUACCCGCGAGCGCCGGAAACGCGGUCGCAUCGCGAGAACCAAGGCGAAUAAUGGCGAUCCGCGCGACGAAGUCGAGCCCGAACAAAAGCGCCCACAGUCGCAGGCCUCGCCCGGGAAUUCGCCCGCCUCCACCUUCCAGCGCUCGCCUGCCUCGAACGAAAUCAGCGCCUCCGUGAGUGAUGAACGACGCUCGGUGGUGGAUGUGCUGCGUCCUGCUGCGAAUGCCACGGAGGAAUGGCUGGCCGCGGCGCAUCUCUCGCCUGAUUCAUACGAACUCCUGAAUGGGACAGGUGGGAGCGAUGCGCCGCUGCCGAGGCUGAUGGAUCUUUGGAAUUCGGUCGAUUUGGGACCCCGAUCGAAUCAAAGAUCUGUGCCGUUAGCCUCUGUGUCAGGGAAUCCGCCACAAAGGCCGGCUCCGCGGUCGCCGUUGAAAUAUCCGGUGCUGGAGCCGGUGAUGCCGUUCUUGGAGAAUAAUCUGCCACGGCGCCUGGUGUGCGAUCUCCUGGAACUCUACUUUACAAGCGCUUUUUCCACACAUAUGCAUCCUGUCUGUCAUCACAUUCAUUGCUAUGUCUUGCGCAAAUCGUCUUUUCUGAGCGCUGAUCGCCCGAGGCCGACGAGUCCCGCACUACUGGCCAGUAUGCUAUGGGUGGCGGCUGUGGACGACCGCGCAUUUUCUUUAUCUAUCUCGCCCUUGCAACGCCGGAAGAUAUGCCAAUUCCUCUGCGCUUUGAUUAUUCGGCUGUUGCGACCCUUGAUCCACGUUUCUUUCAAAGACCAGGAUCCCAUGCCCGCGGAAAACACUACUGCAGCUCAAGACUUCUCCGCUUCCGCAGCCCAUCAUCCGUUUGAAGGCGUUGGUGAUGACAAGGGGCUAGUUGGCCCUGCUGGAUCCUUAGACGAUGUGAUUACAUACAUACAUGUGGCAUCUAUCAUUUCAUCCAGUGAGCAGAAGGCGGCAAGUAUGAGAUGGUGGCAUGCAGCCUUUACACUAGCCCGAGAACUUAAAUUGAACCAGGAGAUGGAAAUCACCUCGAAUGCGGACCUCACCGACGGCUCGAGUCCGUCUUUUGGGUACGGCUUGGGCGGAUGGCCUGGUUCUCCCGGUGGGUUGGGAUUCGACUAUUCCAAUACGUCGCGGCCGAGUCUCAACUGUGUAUGCGACAAACCCCGCGAUGUGCACAGCAAACCCGUCACCGAGGAACACCGCGAAGAGCGGCGGCGAACAUGGUGGCUGCUCUACAUCAUGGAUCGUCAUCUGGCCUUGUGCUACAAUCGCCCCUUGGCUCUUCUUGACGCUGAAAGUGAGGACCUGCUUCUCCCCUUGGAUGAAAGCGCCUGGCAAGCCGGAAUCAUCCAUACCAACAGCCCUCGACCGGACGGCCCCCAAUGCCUUCGGUCGGGAGAUCAAAACAAACGCCGCGUUUUCCCCAACUUCGUUUGCCACGACCACUCCAUCCUCGGCUUCUUCCUUCCCCUGAUGACCAUUACGGGUGAAUUGAUCGACCUGAACCAAGCGCGAAACCAUCCCACUCUCGGUGUGCGCCUUUUAGGAAAAGACGCAUGGGAGACCCAAGUGGCCGAAGUCCUCCGCCAGCUGGAGAUCUACAAAGCUAGUCUCACUGCAUUUGCGACAACCAGUGCACCGGACCCAGAAGCCCCAUUGACGAACACGUUCUCAAAAUCGGACCCCGUCGAUCCUCAGUUGUCUCAGGCCUAUUCAUGGCACACCCAAACUGUGAUCGCCUACUCCUCCUACCUCACCCACGUCCUGCAUAUCCUCCUGGUUGGAAAAUGGGACCCCGUGUCUUUGAUCGAGGAUAAAGAUUUCUGGACCUCCUCCCCCGCUUUUGCCUCCACCAUCUCACACGCGCUAGAGGCAGCCGACUCUGUCGCACAGAUUCUGCGCUUCGACCCAGACAUUAGCUUCAUGCCUUAUUUCUUUGGCAUCCAACUUCUCCAGGGCAGUUUCCUUCUUCUCUUGAUCGUGGAGCGACUCCAAAAAGAGGCGGGCGAAGGUAUCCUCAACGCCUGCGAGACUAUGAUCCGCGCCACUGAGUCGUGCGUGGUGACCUUGAACACUGAAUAUCAGCGCAGCUUCCGGCAGGUGAUGCGCUCAGCGGUUGCGCAGGCCCGUGGUCGCCCGGUAAACCCGAGUGAAAUUCGGCAUCGCCGGAAAGCCGUGCUAGCUCUGUACCGUUGGACCCGAAAGGGCACUGGAUUGGCCCUGUGA
Penicillium olsonii is the source of this 2409-nucleotide messenger RNA. The record is from the annotation of a GenBank genome assembly. NCBI's taxonomy places the organism in Eukaryota, Fungi, Ascomycota, Eurotiomycetes, Eurotiales, Aspergillaceae.